ACACUCACAAUAACAAUUGAGGUAGGGUUUAAGGGGUGUGAGAGAGACAGAGAAGAGAGAAGAAUGAGUUUGGUAGCAGGUUCAUACGAAAGAUUCAUAUGGGGUUUCACCUUAAACCCUCAAUCCCUAACCCUAACCCCCCUUUUCUCAUACCCUUCACACCUCUCCCUCAUUAAAACCCUCGCCGUCUCCGGCUCCGUCGUUGCCUCCGGCGGCUCCGACGAUACCAUCCACCUCUACGACCUCUCCGCCGCCUCCUCCAUCGGCUCCCUCCACCACCACUCCGCCACCGUCACCGCCCUCUCCUUCUACGCCCCUCCCCACCUCCCCUUUCCCCGCAACCUCAUCUCCGCCGACGCCUCUGGCUCCCUCUCCAUCUUCGACGCCGAUGCCUUCGUCCACCUCAAGUCCCUCUCCGUCCACCGCAACGCCGUUAACGACCUCGCUCUUCACCCUUCCGGUAAGCUCGCUCUUACGGUUGGCCGCGACGAGUGCCUCGCCAUGGUUAACCUCGUUAGGGGCCGCCGGAGCUUCUGCUGCCGGCUCGGAAAGGAAGCUAGUUUGGUGAAGUUCGAUGCUGCCGGCGAGAAGUUCUUCAUGGCAACGGAAGAGAAGGUCUCCGUCCACGAGGCCGAGGAUGCGCGAUUGUUGUUCGAGUUGGAAUGCUCCAAGCGUGUUCUCUGCGCCGCACCCGCUAAGAAUGGACUUCUCUAUACUGGUGGUGAAGACCGAAACAUCACAGCAUGGGACAUAAAGAGUGGAAAAGUUGCAUAUUGCUUGGAAGAAGCACAUACUGCCCGUGUGAAAGGUAUUGUUACACUCACAGAUAGUGAUGGUGGUGCAGGGGAUGAUGAACCAUACCUAGUGGCAUCUGCAUCAUCUGAUGGGAUUAUACGUGUCUGGGAUGUUCGAAUGGCUGUCACAGAGAAGCCAAAUCCACUAGCUGAAUGUAAGACACAGUCAAGACUGACAUGCCUUGCUGGAUCAUGUUUGAAAGUGAAACGACCCCAAGCUGGAGAGAGUAAAUCAGAAGUAGAGGAUCAAACAAUGGAAGAUGAAUAAGCUUUCUAGAUGGCAUACUAGAGAAAAUCAUUUUGCUUAUUGACAAAAGUGGCACUAACAUCCCAUUGCGAUGAGAAAUCUAUUGCUGCUUGGGCCCAGUUUAUUCUAUCUGUGGGUUGCAGAAUACCCUCCCCGUUCUGCACCCCCUCUGUCAAACACACCACUGCUGUUACUGUUAGCCUCAUACAUAGGUACUUACAGGCUAGCUUAUGGCCUAUUUUUGUAAAAGGAUUCUGAUAACAGAAAAGGAUUCUUACAUGUUUAAUUUUUCAUCGCUAGUAAGUUUACUGUUUAUUUAAUCUUAUGUAGAUAACUUGUGUUUCUUAAAAGUUCUUUUUACUUUUAUUCAAUAUGUUUUCUGGUAAGAAUUAUUAAAAUAUUUUUUUGAAGUUUAAUCGAAGAGCACUUAUAUU
Molecule: messenger RNA, 1475 nt
Organism: Abrus precatorius (Indian licorice)
Lineage: Eukaryota; Viridiplantae; Streptophyta; Magnoliopsida; Fabales; Fabaceae
Product: p21-activated protein kinase-interacting protein 1-like
Exons: 3
Coding region: 64-1062 (332 amino acids)
Molecular function (GO): protein binding
Source: RefSeq, a predicted model, not a curated record